Pochonia chlamydosporia 170 is the source of this 717-nucleotide messenger RNA. RefSeq names its product 2-deoxyglucose-6-phosphate phosphatase. NCBI's taxonomy places the organism in Eukaryota, Fungi, Ascomycota, Sordariomycetes, Hypocreales, Clavicipitaceae. The record is from RefSeq and is a predicted model, not a curated record. Gene Ontology annotation, molecular function: sugar-phosphatase activity; beta-phosphoglucomutase activity. The transcript has 3 exons. Bases 1 to 717 code for a protein of 238 amino acids.
AUGGGCUCACAACCAAGCUAUACGCAACCGCCUCAACAGGUUUCCUUUGACGGAUUCCUCUUUGACAUGGACGGCACUUUGAUCGAUUCUACCGACGCAAUUGUAAAGCAUUGGCACAAGACCGGCGCAGAACUCGGCCUAGAUCCGGAAGAGAUUUUGAAAACGUCUCAUGGACGAAGGAGCAUUGAUAUCUUUAAGAUUAUUGCUCCCCAUAAAGCUACGUGGGAAUACGUAAAAGAGGUAGAAGGCCAACUUCCCCUUUUAUACGGCGAUCUCGCCAAGGAAAUACCUGGAGCCAGAAAAGUUCUUGAUUCUCUCAUCGCCCAAUCCGCCCCUUGGGCCAUCGUGACAUCUGGCACAGCUCCUCUCGUUUCCGGCUGGCUACAGCGCCUGUCUCUCGCCAUACCAGAGCAUCUCGUCACAGCGGAAUCAGUGCAGAACGGCAAACCGGAUCCAACGUGCUAUCUCAUGGGCCUGGAGAAGCUGCGCCUUCAAGAUCGCGCCGGACAGGUUCUCGUCUUGGAGGAUGCCCCUGCAGGAAUCAAGGCUGGCAAGGCCGCUGGUUGCAAGGUCAUUGGGCUAGUGACGAGCCAUACCGUCGAACAGGUUGUUGCCGCGGGACCGGACUGGGUAGUCAAAGACCUGGAGUCGGUCAGGGUUGUCGGACGGCACGGUGCCCAGGUGACAAUUGAGAUUUCGAACGCGUUGGUGCAAUAG